AUGGUUCUUGUCAACAUCACCAUGCAAAGGAAAUUGAUGACGCGACAUGCAUCACCUUCACUCAGCUUAUUUGCUGCACUCAAUCAGCUUUGCAAGAGAAUUAAUCUGAAGGACACGUCUGUGUGGUCAAAUUCAAUCUGGUUACUAAGGCGAAUUAAUGCAGCCAUCACAAUCCGUACUUUUCUGUUGCUGAUAUCAAAAUAUCAUUCACUUAAUUUUGCAGAAAGCGUGAAUACAAACAUGCUAAUAAUUAAAAUAUCCAGUCACCCACUUUGCAAACAACAAGUUACUGGACAGGCAUCUGUGGAUGAAUUUAAAUUAAAUGAAGAAGUGCUGAUGAACAUCAUGGAAAGACGAGUUACUGGACUCAGAAGGGACCAUCAUGGAUAUGCGGCAGUGUUACUAAGGCGAAUUAAUGCAGCCAUCACAAUCCGUACUUUUCUGUUGCUGAUAUCAAAAUAUCAUUCACUUAAUUUUGCAGAAAGCGUGAAUACAAACAUGCUAAUAAUUAAAAUAUCCAGUCACCCACUUUGCAAACAACAAGUUACUGGACAGGCAUCUGUGGAUGAAUUUAAAUUAAAUGAAGAAGUGCUGAUGAACAUCAUGGAAAGUGAAUGA
Echinococcus granulosus is the source of this 618-nucleotide messenger RNA. RefSeq lists its product as hypothetical. Bases 1 to 618 code for a protein of 205 amino acids. The record is from RefSeq and is a predicted model, not a curated record. The transcript has 6 exons. Lineage: Eukaryota; Metazoa; Platyhelminthes; Cestoda; Cyclophyllidea; Taeniidae.